Molecule: messenger RNA, 2739 nt
Organism: Physcomitrium patens
Lineage: Eukaryota; Viridiplantae; Streptophyta; Bryopsida; Funariales; Funariaceae
Product: anaphase-promoting complex subunit 8
Biological process (GO): cell division; positive regulation of mitotic metaphase/anaphase transition; anaphase-promoting complex-dependent catabolic process
Cellular component (GO): anaphase-promoting complex
Molecular function (GO): protein binding
Source: RefSeq, a predicted model, not a curated record
GCUGAGCGGAAGGCGGGAAGGCGGAGGCAGAGCAGAGGCAGAGAGAGCAGAGGCAGAGAGAGCAGAGGCGGAGCAGGGCCACGAAUUGUGGCACCGCGCACAAACGCACACACACACUUACACACUUACACUUGCGCAAGGAAAGAAGGAUUGCAGCAGCAGCAGCAGCGGGAGUGGCGACUCUCUCGCUCUCUCUCUGCCCUGCUCUGCCCUGGCUGUGCAGCUAUCUAUCUAUUCAUCUUUCUAUCUCUCUCCCUGUAGCUCCCCCUCCGCUAUCCUUCAUCUUCUUCUUCAUCUUCCUCUUCCUCACUGCUCUUGUGUUAGGGUUCUCCUACUUGCCCCCUGUUCUGCGUCUAGCAAGGAAGGAAGGCAGGAUUCUAUUCCACUUACUUACUUACCCUACUCUCUCCGUCGGGACUUGCACUGGAUGUCUUCUUCGCCAUUGCUUCUUCUCUCUUACUUACUGUUGUGCACUUCCUUUCCUCUCUCGGAUCGGGGGAAUGAUUAGCAGCAUCUAUCCUCCUCCUCAAGUGCUGCUGCUGCUGCUUUCAUCAUGGCCCCGACGGGAUCUGCCACGCACCGCCGUGAGCUGCGUCGCGCUGUUCGUCAGCUUCGUGCUCGAGGCCUUCACAGUGCUGCCAAAUGGGCUGCAGAACAACUAGUUGGCCUUCGUGAGAAAACCAUUAGCAAUAGUGUUGCACUGGAAGAGAAUGCCACGACGAGGGAAAGUACCGGGUUCGAAUUUAGAAGUACAGGAGUUGCAUCUGACUGUCCGGAACAAGGAACCGAUCGAGACGAUAUUGAUAGCGAACAGGAUGACGAUGGUUUACUUUUGGCAAGGUCUUACUUCGACACCCGUGAAUAUAGACGAGCGGCUCACGCCCUUCAAUCUGCAUCUGGAAGCACAGCAACGUUUUUGCGGUUUUAUGCCACAUAUCUGGCAGGGGAGAAGAGGAAGGAAGAAGACACGGUUGAUCUAGCAGGCCCACUUGGGAGGAGUGACGCUGUGAACUUGGAGCUUGUAUCUCUGGAACAAGAACUUUCGUCUUUGUAUCGGAUGGGUACGCUUGAUGCAUUUGGAAUGUACCUUUAUGGUGUGAUUUUGCGUGAGCGGGACAAACACGCCGAAGCCUGCACAGUGUUGUGUGCCUCUGUAAAUUCUUAUCCAUGGAACUGGAGCGCCUGGCUGGAACUCCAGGCUUUGUGUACAGAUCCAGACAUCUUUCAUACUUUGGAUUUGAAAGACCAUUGGAUGCGUGAUUUUUUCGUCGCCAGUCUCUUUCUAGACCUGCAACGGAAUUCCGAAGGAUUAGCACGAUAUCAGUCCCUUAACCUCUUGUUUCCUGGAAGCGAUCACAUACUAGCGCAGACAGCUGUAGCACACUAUAAUUUAAGGGAAUUCGAUGAUGCUGAGCGCUUGUUUGAAGAGCUGCUUCGAGCUGAUCCUUAUCGAAUUGAAGGUAUGGACACGUACUCCAAUAUACUCUAUGUGAAGGAGUGUUUUGCAGCACUUAGCCACCUUGCGCACAAGUCUGUCCUUACGGAAAAAUAUCGUUCGGAAACUUGCUGCAUCAUUGGAAACUACUACAGUUUGAAAGCACAGCAUGAAAAGGCAGUUCUGUAUUUCAAGCGUGCUCUUAGACUGAAUCCGAAAUUUCUGUCCGCAUGGACGUUGAUGGGGCAUGAAUUUGUUGAGAUGAAGAAUACUCCAGCAGCGAUUGAUGCGUACAGACGAGCUGUUGACAUAAAUCCCAGAGAUUAUCGAGCAUGGUAUGGCCUGGGUCAGACAUAUGAGAUCCUUGCAAUGCCCUACUAUGCUCUCUAUUAUUAUCGUCGAGCUACUCAGUUGCGACCGCACGAUGCUCGGAUGUGGUGUGCGAUGGGACAAUGCUAUGAAAGUGAUCAAUUACAAAUUUAUGAUGCAGCUAUUCGAUGUUACAAGCGAGCCGUUAAUAAUAAUGACAGGGAAGGUAUUGCCCUUAACAAGCUGGCAAAGUUGCAUGUUAAUUUAGGUCGACAUGAACAGGCUGCGUUUUAUUUUAGAAAGAAUUUAGAAAGAAUGGAGGCGGAUCAGAAUGAGAGCCAAGAGUAUGUGGACGCUCUACUCUUUUUGGGAAACUACAGCAAAAAUAAUGGUUCUUUGGAAGAGGCUGAGGUUUACUGUACCCGGGUGCUGGAUUUUGGUGGCCCGGCAAAGGAAGAUGCUAAAGCAAUGCUGCGAGAAAUUCGUAGCGUUCAGCAGCAUGAAGAUAAUUUACAGUCUAUGGAAGCCGAUCGUGGCAGUCCAUGAAUAACCUCAAGCCACGUUUGUAGAAUUACUCUAGAUUAUACAUGGUUGAUGAGGACAGUCUAUGUUGUGACUUCCCUCUUUUGCUCGCAAGGUCUUGAAUAUUUUAGCUUGGCACAAGGCAACCCUGAAAAGGUUUCAAGAGGCAUUUGAAGUAGUUCCUAGACGUUUUGGUAAAGGAUUCAAUGGGUUUGGCUUCUCGUAAAAUGUUGGUUAAGUUAUUGAGCCUAUUUUGUCAGUUGAAUAGUUCAAACAUCCAAAUUUUCCUCAUCAUACCUUACAGAAUUUGCUACUCUUUCGUGCCGGGUACAGAAUUAGCUUCCGGAUCAGGUUCCUCGAAAUGUGGUGUGUACUUGUACAGUGAAAGGAUAUCAUAAAAUUGUUUCUGACUUGAAAGGUUCGAACUCAAAUUGUGAUGAGAGUUUGAGUCAAUUGCUAUUUCUUGUGCAUUA